Molecule: messenger RNA, 405 nt
Organism: Pseudocercospora fijiensis CIRAD86
Lineage: Eukaryota; Fungi; Ascomycota; Dothideomycetes; Mycosphaerellales; Mycosphaerellaceae
Exons: 1
Coding region: 1-405 (134 amino acids)
Molecular function (GO): carboxy-lyase activity; thiamine pyrophosphate binding
Source: RefSeq, a predicted model, not a curated record
AUGGCACCCCACUCCGGCGGUCGCGACAUUUCACUUCCCGACAAAGUCCAAGUCAUCGCGUCGGGCAUCUGGUGCAGUAUUGGGCAUAUGCUUCCUGCAGCUCAGGGUGUCGCUGCCGCCAAAUGCGAUCUUAACAUUCCUGGACGCACGGUGUCAUUUGAGGGAGAUGGGAGUUUCCAGGUCACUUGCCAAUUCAUCUCAGACAUCAUUCGGUAUAAGUUGGACGUCACAAUCUUCAUGAGCAACAAUGCAGGCUAUACAUACGAGAGGCUUUUGCACGGCUUGGAUGCGCAGCACAAAGAUGUGCCAGAGUGGCGGUAUACUGAGGCUGCAAACUUCAUGGGCGGGAGAACUGAUGAUACUGAUUAUGCAAUAUUGGUCAAGGAGGGCGACGAGUUGGGCUGA